Penicillium argentinense is the source of this 1830-nucleotide messenger RNA. RefSeq names its product ATP-dependent DNA/RNA helicase (gene dbp9). The record is from RefSeq and is a predicted model, not a curated record. The transcript is spliced from 3 exons. Gene Ontology annotation, cellular component: nucleolus. Gene Ontology annotation, molecular function: RNA helicase activity; ATP binding; nucleic acid binding. NCBI's taxonomy places the organism in Eukaryota, Fungi, Ascomycota, Eurotiomycetes, Eurotiales, Aspergillaceae. Bases 1 to 1830 code for a protein of 609 amino acids.
AUGAAGCGCAAACUGGAUGCAAACGACGUGCCGUCUCCCGAGCCUAAGAGCGCGGAAGAGCAGGAACCCGACUUCGAAGCGCUGGGUCUUGACUCGCGACUGCGUCAAGCUCUGAUUAAGGAAAAGUUCACCAAGCCUACUCUCGUGCAGGCCAAGGCAAUUCCGCUAGCACUCGAGGGCAAAGACAUUCUUGCUCGCGCAAAGACUGGUUCUGGAAAGACGGCCGCUUAUAUUCUCCCGGUUCUGCAAUCUAUCCUGCAACAAAAAUCUGCGAACCCUGCAUUGAAAGCGACCACCGGUCUUGUCCUUGUCCCUACCCGCGAGCUCGCAGAACAAGUUCAGAAAGUUAUCACCUCAUUUACUGCCUUCUGCGGAAAAGAUGUUCGCUCCAUCAACCUCACUCAAAAAGUGUCCGACGCCGUCCAACGUACAAUGCUUGCCGAUUUUCCCGAUUUGAUCAUUUCCACUCCCACUCGUGUCCUGGCCAACGUCAACAAUUCCGCUCUGUCGCUCGAGAAACUCUCCUACCUGGUGAUCGAUGAAGCUGAUCUGGUUCUGUCCUAUGGUUAUGAGGACGACAUCAACAUUCUUUCAAAGGCCAUUCCCCGUGGCGUGCAGACUUUUCUUAUGAGUGCCACACUCACAUCCGAGGUGGACACUUUAAAGAGCCUGUUCUGUCGCAGCCCCGUCAUUCUGAAGCUGGAGGAAAAGGAGGAAAAAGGCGCCGGUGUUAGCCAAUUCGUGGUGAAGUGUGCGGAAGACGAGAAAUUCCUUCUCACCUAUGUCAUUUUCAAGCUUCAACUCGUCAAGGGGAAGGUCAUUAUUUUCGUCGGCGAUGUGGACCGAUGCUACCGUGUGAAGCUUUUCCUCGAGCAAUUCGGCAUUAAGAGCUGUGUUCUCAAUUCAGAACUCCCCAUCAACUCCCGUCUACAUGUCGUCGAGGAGUUCAACAAGGGUGUUUAUGAUAUUAUCAUCGCUGCCGAUGACCAAGAGGUCAUGGGAGUGGCCAAGCCCAGCAAAAAGUCCCGUGCCAUCGAAAAUGCAGAGGGAGCCAAGGAGGAAAUCGGCAGCAACGAAGACGAGGAGGUCGAGGAAGAAAACAGCAAACAGAAUUCAAAGCGACGCAAGAUGACCAACAAAGAAAAGGACUACAGUAUUGCGCGCGGUAUCGACUUCCAGAACGUCGCCUGUGUUCUCAACUUCGACCUCCCUACCACCUCGAAAUCCUACACCCACCGUAUCGGACGUACCGGCCGCGCCGGCAAGGCCGGUAUGGCACUGUCGUUUGUCGUUCCAAUCGAGCAGUACGGCAAGCACAAGCCCACCUCAGUGCCAAGCUGCAAGCGCGACGAGCCCGUCCUCGCAAAGAUCGUGAAACGCCAAGGAAAGCUCGGCCACGAGGUCAAGCCUUACCAUUUCGAAAUGCAGCAAGUCGAUGCUUUCCGCUACCGUAUGACCGACGCUCUGCGUGCUGUCACUCGGUUAGCAGUUCAAGAAGCUCGUGCCCGUGAAAUUCGCCAGGAACUGAUCAAGAGCGAGAAGCUCAAACGCCACUUCGAGGAUAACCCCGACGAGCUGCGACAGCUUCGUCAUGAUGGAGAACUGCGCGCUGCCCGUGUGCAGCCCCAUCUGAAGCAUGUUCCGGAUUACCUGAUGCCGGCAAAGGGCCGAAAGGGUAUCUCGAAGGAGGAUGUGGGAUAUGUCGGGUUCUCGAAGUCGAAUGAGAACCGCAUUCGCAAAGCGAGAGAUCGUAACCGCAACAAGGGGAAGGGAAGAAAGGCUGGUGGUAAGGUUGAUCCUUUGAAGACGUUCAAUCGUGGACGGAAAUAG